AUGGCAGGAGACCCUAUGAAGCGCAACCAAAACCUGUAUUGCCAAUACUACCAAGAAUCGGGGCACACCACUAAGAAUUGCAGGAACUUAAGGAACCACUUGGACCAGCUAGUCCGAGAAGGAAAAUUAAGGCAUCUCUUACAUCAUUCCAGUGGUCAACAAGGACAGGCGAAUCCUGAGUCUCGGAGAGACAUCUCCUUAAGACCUCCUAUAGGCACAAUAAAUGUCAUUUUUGUUGCUCCGGGAAGGACCAACUCUUGUCCUUCCAGGGUAAUGCCUGUGGCUCGGCUUCCCACUGAGGAUGAUGAUUGGGAGUCCAAAAAGGCCAAGAAGGAAGCCUCACCAGUGCUGGGCUUCUCAGACGAAGAUUUGAUCGGAACCAUCCAACCUCAUGAUGAUGCUCUAGUGGUCACACUCAAGAUUGGAGGAUAUGAUGUGAAGAGAGUGCUAGUAGAUUAG
Molecule: messenger RNA, 459 nt
Organism: Quercus robur (English oak)
Lineage: Eukaryota; Viridiplantae; Streptophyta; Magnoliopsida; Fagales; Fagaceae
Exons: 1
Coding region: 1-459 (152 amino acids)
Source: RefSeq, a predicted model, not a curated record